Messenger RNA from Kuraishia capsulata CBS 1993, 2352 nucleotides. RefSeq lists its product as uncharacterized. Gene Ontology annotation, cellular component: cytoplasm; nucleus. Lineage: Eukaryota; Fungi; Ascomycota; Pichiomycetes; Pichiales; Pichiaceae. Gene Ontology annotation, biological process: mitotic DNA damage checkpoint signaling; protein phosphorylation. The coding region runs from base 1 to 2352 and encodes 783 amino acids. Gene Ontology annotation, molecular function: protein serine/threonine kinase activity; ATP binding. The transcript has a single exon. The record is from RefSeq and is a predicted model, not a curated record.
AUGUCACCGGAUAUCUCGGGUGAGGCUGGCUCAACUUCGUCUAGGCCAACUCCCCUUGAACGCAAGAGCACUCGGUUGCUGGGAAGGCUGAGACAGCACAAAAACGCCCCGGGUUCAGAUGAAAAUGCCCCCGCUCCAGAGAAAAAGCGCGGACUUUUGAAGAAAUCCGCUACACUUCUUCAUCUGAGGCAUGAAACGGAAAAAGAGCCUGAGAAGCCUCCACCAAGGCGGAUCAGCCAGGACGGCCAUACUGCAUUGCCGCGCGUGAUACCGACCCCCAAAGCGAACGGAAAGGUGCCUACACGAAUUGGCGAGACCAAGAACCACUCGGAUCCUAGUUCUGCCACAAGACCGCCCACCCUUUCGAAAAGAGCCAAUACCACGCUUGGACACUCUCUGAAGACUCCAGACUCAGCUCUAAUGGGCUCCUCUGGAUCUGCGAUUGCUGCCCCAAGACAAGUCGGAUUACCCCCAGUGCCCACAUUGGAGCAGAUGGCCCAGGCGUCCAAGCCGAAAAAAGUGGAGUACAACCCGUAUGGCUUGAACAACCGGGCAAGGGCCCCCACCAUCAUGGACCCUACGGACGACGAGACGAAUCUGCUGCCAUUUCCAUGCGAAGACCCCAACGAUUAUUUACCACAGACUUUUCAGCAGGAAAACCAGAAUUUGCUGGAGCAAUAUCAAUUGCCGGAUAAGGACGAAACCAUUGGAAUAGGGGCCUCGGCUAGUGUCAAGAGGGUGCAGAGUUUGACCUCGCCGUCGCAGAUGUACGCACUUAAAAAGUUCACACUUUUCAAAAACGAAAAGCCCAAGGAGUUCUACGAAAGAGCCGCAAAGGAAUAUAUCAUCACGAAGAACUUGUGGCAUGGACUGCACGUGGUGAAAUGUCAUGCUCUGGUCAAGAUCCCUGGUCAGUUUGGCAUGACCCGUGGCUGGGGUUUUAUUCUCGAAUUGUGCAAAACUGACCUGUUUGCACUGAUAAAGAGACCUGGGUGGAAAAGCGUGCCGAUUUCUGAGAGAUUGUGCCUUUUCAAGCAGCUUGCGUACGGUAUCAAGUUCAUGCACGAGUGUGAUAUCGUCCACAGGGACAUCAAACCGGAAAAUCUGCUGCUCACAGCUGACGGAAUUCUCAAGAUCACCGACUUUGGUGUCUCAGACUACGGUCACGAACUGCCGGGCGAUUUUUCAAGCCCGCUGAAACGGUCUGCAGCCUUGGUGGGCACUCCACCAUACUCUCCACCAGAGGUUUCUCUUCUAAAAGAGUUCAGCCACUCUAAAAGACCACCUUACGAUCCUUUCAAAAUGGACAUGUGGGCUCUGGGAAUGAUGCUUUUCUGUAUAGUAUACCAGGCCACCCCAUUUCCAGAGUCCAGCAAGGCGUUCGCCGCAUACCGUGACUACGAGGCCGGCUACAAGAACUACUGUUCCUCGCACCCAGCCUUCCGCAAAGGAGACGUCACCAAGGGUCCAGGUUCUGAGUACAGAUUUGCAAAAGAAUUCGGUUCCUCAGGGGCUUCUCGGGUAGCAUGGCGACUUUGUGAUCCGGCCGCCCAAACCCGCUACACCAUGGUGGACCUCUUCAAAGAUCCUUGGUUCCAGGCGCUGGAAACGUGCGUUGACGAAAACCAAUACGAGUGUAACUUUUGUUACCAUGACGAUUCUCACAUAUAUCAUUACGAGCACGCAUACGGGUCUGCCGACGAGAAGGUGAUCGGAAAUGGCAGCCGUGUGCGCUCUGGUUCGAACCUCAGCACCAACGGAAAGCGCGUUCCCAACUCGCGUAAUUCGUCAACUUCCUCGAUGCAGAAGACUCCUGUGAAGGUGAAAUCGAUGCUGGGAAUGGUGGGGUCCGAUCUGCCAAGCCACGGUGAGCUGGUAAAGAAAGAACCUUUUCAGACUAGUGCCACUGCUUUGGACCGUAUCACCGCUGCUGGCGAAUCCAAGGCUGCUCUGGAGGCUUUAGCCGAGAAAUCUGAAUGUGGAGCUGAUCGGACUCCGGUUGAGGUACCUAUACCGGAAUCUGUGGCCGCAAAAGACGAGUUCCACGAUGCCCGGGAAGUUCUGGAUGGAGUUGCUGCCAUGGAUUUGUCGUCUUCCAGAACGCCGACCCCGCCAUCUACCAGGUUAUCCGUCGAUCCACCUGAAAUGAGCCGGAUCGGCUCGGAAGUCUCUCUCAACACUCUCACUACCCACCAAGGGGUUGUGCAAAUCAAGCACGUCCAGCAAGACCUCGAGAAAGACGGCUUCAUCAUCCCCAUCGACCUGUGCCAUAAGGCUGGCGAGUGCCGGCUCAAACAGCAUCACCACCUAGAUGUGGGCAAGGCCAGUUUGUCGUAUGGUGCCAUACACUGA